GAGUGCGCCUGCGCCACAACUCUUGACCGCGCACAUGUAACGGAGCCCCAGACCGCGGGGCUGACGGAGGGAUACUGCGGACGGGUCGACUCUCGCCUUCCGUUUCUUUUUUACCGUUUGUCUGUAGCAUGCUCGCGCUCCCGGCUCCGCGUGUGACUAACGGCUUCCCCAGAGCCCCGGUGUCCCAGUGAAGUGUUGGGACUGAGAUGAUGCGGACCGGGGGGCUGCUGCUGACUCGGGGGGGCACUCCGUCACUCCUGCUCUCUCCCACACGUGUGGCCUGACGCUGCUCCUCCUCCCGUUCAAACCUCACGACGAUGGACGAGGACCUGCCUCGAAACGGGCUGCACCACGACCCAGACCCGGGGGUCUCCCUGCCCCCCCUGGACCCGGGGCAGCACCACGACCCGGGGGUCACUCUGCCACCACUGGACCCGGGGGUCACCCUGCCCUCCCUGGGGCAUACGGGGAUCCCCCUGCCCCCCCUGGUCCCGGGGCUGCAGGGGUGCGAGGCCAGUGCGCUGCAACUCCGGAUAAAGAAUUCUAUCAGCAAAUCCGUCCAAUCCAAGGUGGACACCAUGUUGCAAGACGUGGACAAGUUCACCGACAUUGAGAAGUUGUACCUCUAUCUCAAGCUGCCAACUGGCUCCAGCGUUACCACGGAUAAAAGCGAGCAGGCCCUGGCCACCUCCAGCCGCACCCAGCAGACGCACGCCUUCCACUGGAUCCGCAGCCACCUGGAGGAGCACCCCGAGACCUCCCUCCCCAAGCAGGAGGUGUACGACGAGUACAAGAGCUACUGUGACAACCUCAACUACCACCCCCUGAGUGCUGCCGACUUCGGGAAGAUGAUGAAGAACGUGUUCCCAAACAUGAAAGCUCGGCGACUAGGCAUGAGAGGCAAAUCCAAGUACUGCUACAGCGGUCUGAGGAAGAGGGCGCUGGUCAGCAUGCCCUCACUGCCCACUCUGGACCUACACAAAACAGGGAACUCCCUCCAGUUUGAAGCUCUGGAUUCUCCAGGUCCAAUCUCCAACAUCAAGGAGGAGGUGCGCUAUGCCGCCUGUGGCCUGGUGUGUGAGUGGGCCCAGAAAGUUCUCAGCCGUCCGUUCAACGCCGUAGAAGACCUCGCCCGCUUCCUUCUGAACAGCCAUUACAUCAGCAACAAGUCUGUUGCCGCGCUCAGCAUCAUGGCCAGCACGGCAGCCGGGGUGAAGUCCCCCCAGUCGGCCUCGGCCUUCGUCCCGACCCCCGAGGCCGGCCCCUACCAGCCUCAGGCCGCCGCCCGCCCCUCCCCCUCCAUCGACGCCAAGCAGCAGCUCCAGCGCAAGAUCCACAUGAAGCAGCAGGAGCAGAGGCUGACCUCCCCCCCGCCUGGGGAGGGGUCGGCCCGACGCGCCGAGGAGGGGGCCCCCCCCGCGGGCCGCGCCCUGCUGGGGGCCAGACCCGCCCACCCCUCCCCCCAGCCCCCCCUCGGCCUUGUGGUGGCGGCAGUUCAGAGCCCCCUGACGGUACAGAGAGGCCGGUCGCUGUUGUCCCCGAGUCCGGCGGCAGAGAACAAGGUGGGGCCCCUCAGCCUACAGGUGGUGGCCCCGCCGGUCCAGAGUCCCAGGGCUGCCCCCGCCGACCGCGGUGCUCGCCAGCGCUACCCCCAGAUCCUGCCCAAACCGUCGACCACGAGCGCCCUCGCCCUGCACCCCCCCCCCACGGUGCUGCUGGCCGGCAGCGCCCUCCAGGCCGUCCUCCCUGCCUGCCACCUCAGCCCGGGGCCCCUGCUCCAGAUGACGGCCGUCCCCCUCCCCCGCGGCGGCGCCCCGGCCCCCCCCACCCCCGCCCCACAGCAUGGGACGGCGGAGGAGAACCAGGGAGCCAGCCCCCAGAACACCAGGGGGUCCGCCGCCCCCCCGACGGCCCCCGCAGUCGGACCCGGACCGGCGGACCAGCCCCCCAGCAUCGACGUGGAGAUGGAGGUCGAGGUUAUCCACCAGAACAGCCAGCACCUGAAUGCUAACGGACUAGCUCUGAACCCGGGAACAGUGACCCCUAGAGGUCAGCCCAGGGCUGCCAGUGUGCCCAUACCACAAACCAGAGGCUACCUGGGGCUGGAAGACAGAUCCUAUCGGAAGACCAGUGUGACGUGCUCACUGGGAACCAUAACUGGAACCAUCCUAGAAGGAGGCAAUAAUAUUAUUAAUAACCAAAGCACUUUACACUCAAAUGUUUCUACCAGGAACUUAGGAGAUGUUUCGGUUCCAAACGCAAACAUGUCACCAUCCUUAAGAAGAAGCAGCGAUGGAUUAUUAUUCAGUAAUAAUAACACAACAAGCCCCAGGAAGCGGACCGGCCUGAGCCCAGACCCUCACUACUCCCCCCUGAAGAGGGUGUUUACCUCCAGGCCAGCUGAAGGGUACUCUGACGACUUCAGAGACGAGAUCACAGCCAUGACCAGCCGGCCGCCGUCCACAGGAGUGCCGCUCCGACCGGAGAGCGCCCCCGUCUUCAGCAGGGGCCUGAUGAGAGGGGGCUCUGCCGUAUCCCCUCACGGCCCCGCCCUCUCCACAGCGCCCUUCAAUACGAGUGGCUUCCAGACGGUCGCCAGAACACAGAGCACGGUGGAACAAAGGAGCAGAAGCACUUGCAGCUUUAUGGAGAGCCCUCCCUCGUUCGGUCGUGGUGCACUCAUACGAAAACAACAGCAGUACCACAUGACACACGUGGAAGCCAUAUCCAACAGCCCAGACCUCCACAGGCAGACUCCUGUUUCUAACAACAACCCCCUCUGCUCCACUGAGGGGCUGAGCGGGCCGCAUAUGGAGCAGCCAUACUGUCGGAUGGACCCACUGUCCGACCACCAGCGGACCUCCACCCCCCUCAGGGACCCCCUGUCGGCCAUGGGCCAGCCCCCGGCCUGCGGCCCCGCCGCCAUGCAGACGGGGGCAGGCUACUUCCUGGAGGACGACGACGUGACGCAGGACAGCAUCGUGGAGGAGCUGGUGCAGAUGGAGGAGCAGAUGAAGCUCAACCUGCAGCAGUUCGGCCCGUGUGCGUCCUCCCAGCGGCAGCAGACACCGAUGCAGGGCAGAGCGGCGUCCUCCAAUCAGGUGGUGACGCCGUUCUACCACUCCCGCAACAGCAGCUGCACUCCGGUCCAGACGCCCACCCCCACCCCCACCUCCGAGAUGAUGGGAGGAGCCAGAGCCCUGAUGAGCCCCUGUUCCCGCAUGGCCCCCACCACCCCGGUGGACGGCGCGCUGGGCGGCGGCUGUCACACCCCCAGGGGCACCCCCACCCCCACCUGCAGUAGCACUGCACAGGCUGGCCUUGUGGAGUGCAGGAACCCCUUCGCCUUUACCCCCAUUAACUCCAGUGUCACCGGUUACCAUGGCAGCAGCACGGUCUCCUGCAGCCCGGUCAAACCCAUGCAGCGGCCGACGGCCACGCACCCGGACAAGGCCAAGCUGGAGUGGAUGAACGAGAGCUACAACUGCAGCGCACAGAGCCACAGCGGCCUGGGCCUCAUCCCAAGCUACCAGGACCUGGCUGAGGACCACUUCCAGAAGCCUCACGCCUUCGCCAUCCCGGGGCAGACAGUCCACCCACAGGGCAGACACCACCAUGGCCACCUCGGCCGCCUCACCCCCGUCUCCCCCGUGCAGCAGCAGGCGCCCAGCAUGGCGAGGAGGGAAGGCUUCGCUGUCCCCGCCCCUCUGGAUAACAAAGCCACCGGCGCCCCCGCCGCCAACACUGCCUUCAGGUGCCGCAGCGUGAGCCCCGCGGUGGGCCAGCGGAACACGGGCACCAACGGACCCCCACACAUGGCCCGGACACUGGUCUCCCCCCAGUUCCACUCCCCUGUGGCCCCUGAGAUGUUGAACAUCUUCGCCAACAGCCAUCAGAACAUGAGUGUGAGCAGCCUGGCCCAGAGGAGCCAGUCGGUGCCGGUCAACGUGAUGAUGCAGACGGAGGUCCUUCCUCUGCAAGGUCAACACCAGAGCCUCGGGAGCAUCCUGCUGGGUAAGAUCGAGUUAGACUGUGACACGGGACGCGGCCUGGGCAGGACCCAUCUGCCCUCCAGCUACACAGCGUGUAUGAACCUCUCCCAGAUGGUGGAACCGGCUCCAACCGGUGCCAACCACCAGGCCCUGAGGUCUGCUGACAAUCACAGUGACUACCGCUUCCAGAAGCCCACUUACCUCACGCAAGGCCCGACCAAUGAACAGAUGAUGCUGUGUUCAGGGGGCGGGGCCAACCCAUCAGGAAUCUCCAGGCAGUAUCACCAGCAGGCCCCGCCCCCCCACCUUACCGCCGCCCCCCCAGAGCAGCGGCAGCAGCAGCAGGGACAGCUGCUUGACUUCAACACGACGGUUAAGAAGCUCAUCAGUGAGAACAGCUGCCUUCACUCUGGGAAAAGGCUCUCGGAGCAAGCAUCAGAACACAGUACCGGGGGGCAGGAAUACCCCGGGGAGAUGGGAACGACGUUGGAUCUCUCCAGCACCAUCAGUGACCUGAACACUCUGGAUACAAAUCUCCUGUUUGACCCCAAUCAGCAGCAAGGUCAAUAUCAGGAUACCACACCUGAAGACAUCAUGAAUGACCCCUUGUUCCAACAGAUCUGCAGCGAGACUGCAAACGCAAGUGGGUUUGACUGGCUGGAGAGCAAGGAUCAUCCAACAGUUGGGCUGAUAGGUUGAGCAAUAAUACAGUGUUAGCAGUUUGGCGUUCACAUAAUAAUGUGUGAUUGUUUGUGUUUUCUUUCAUUAAGGUCAAGGGUUUGUUUUCACUAUUGAGGUCCUCAAAUAUGUCCUGAACCUUGAGUCCUCAACAUGAAUUAUUUUAGGUUAUUUAUAGCUCAAACAAAGAAUUACAUAAUUUGCAUGUGUUUGCAGAUUUGUGUUUUUCGCCUUAGUUUUACUUUUCAUUAUUUAUUAGUUGACACUGAAUGACCCCUUUUCAAAUAAUUUGUGCUAUUUCAACUUCAUCCAGCUCUUCAAUGCUAUUGAAUGGUCGUAUUAGGUCAGCUACAAUGGUCGUUAGUCAUUGUAGCUGGAGAAAUUAAUAGAGGUGUUGAUUACCUCUCGUUGCUCGUGGUGCUUCUGAAAGCAACGUAGUAAUCAGUGAUAUAACUGCUGGCAGAAUCACCUGUAGGAUAUUUUUUAUCAAAAUGUGGAAUCUCUAUGAACAGCAUAGGGAUGGUGUUUAAUGAGGAGAGGGUUUAGCAUAUUCACACAUUAACCACAGAUGAAACUAUGGCCUCAUGCAAGCAGGAGGCCUCCUGUCUCCUUGGUACCCAAAGGCUAAGGUUCCUAUUUUAAGGAUCACCUGAUUGGGACUCAUAAUGCGGUAGAGUCCCCUUGUCAUCGUCUCCAAGGUGCAGCUAGACAUCUUUUAAACGACUAUGCAUUUCUUACACAUGUCAAGAUGCUACUCACACUGGGAGGUUAUCGUACAUUUUGAAGUUGCAGACAAAAUCUUAACCCUCACCUCAAAAUAUGCAGUUGCAGCUCACCUGCUCUGGCUGCUAAGAAAAUAAUAUUAAGAAAGUAUUUAAUUGAGUCGAAAGGCAAAAGCAUGUGAUUCAUGACAAUCAUUAACUAUAAUAUAUUAUACUAAUUCAUAUUUAUUAAUGAUUAGUCUAUUUGAGGGGGUGCAAGAUGUUCCACACAUCAAGGAGAAUUACUUGAGUAUUUCUGGAUCUGGCAGACUGAUCAUCCCUUUAGUAUCAUGUGUAUUGACUAUCGCUGCUGUUUCUGUUGCAACUAUGAAUUUGAAAUGACAAUCCACGCUUAUAUCAUGAUUGUCCUGUUUCAUUGAAUCAUGCGCUGCAAUUUGUUGAAAUCAUGGAUGCUUCCAAACCAAAAUAAGAUGAAGAUGGGAACUGGUUAAAGGGCUGACGAACACCGCUGUUUCAGAACCACUCCUAUGGCAAGAUCUCUAAUAGUACUUGAAUGGACAAUCAAUAUUUUGCACUCAGUUUAUAUUAUCCCUCACAGUGUCCUGUGUUGUCAAGCUAGAGCAUUUGUUGUGGUCAACUUUGAACUUUUUACUUCUACCCAACCAAUGUGUUCUGCUUCAUUGUUUUUUUGUGUAAAUUCAUACAUUUUGGUGCAAAUAGUAUUUUGUAUUUUUGUGACUUUUUUAAAAUAAGUUAAAACAAUGCAGUAAAUUGAAUAGUAAGAAAUGUAAUCACGGGGAAAAAAACGCUGGAAAGUUUUUUUCUGUUUUUGAAGCUUUAUUAAAAUGUAUCUUGUUAUCUUAGUCGGAGAAAAGUUAUGCAAACAUAUUCAUAUAAUAACAGGGCUUUAAAAGUUGAAAUGCAAAUGGUAAAAUACUCAUUGGGAUAAUAUGUGGCAUCAUAUUUAUUGGUCAUGGGUGCGUUUUGUAUUCUCUAACAACGCGUGUGAGCAUGUGUUUUUCAUACUUUCUUUGGAUAAGCUAGGGUAGGCAAUUUAUAUUAGGGGAAUUUCUUGUCAUAUUUUUGGAAAUUCUCUCGAUAUCUCAUCAGCAAUAAAUCAAAUGCUCUGAAAAUGAUGAAAGUUCCUGGGAGCUGUUGCUGUUGAUGGUAAUACACCUGUCCAGUCAUUUCAUUCUGCCUAACUGAAAUGUUUUUUUUGUUGGAUACUUUUAAUAUCUAGCUCACUCUAGAUCUGGCUAGUUGCAUACCCUAGCUUUAAAAAAUAUGCAUCUGGACAAUUAUGGCAGUUAUGUUUGAAGCACUGAUUUUUGUAAUCAAAUAAGGAUAUUACUAUGAGUUUCUAUGCAAACCGGUGCUAUUAGACUGUAGGCUUAGAUCUGAUGUGAUGUUUUCAGUGUACAGGAUUAGUUUUUUUUCUCAGCUUCAGUGGAUGUGCUUAUUAAUACGGAUUUCUACUGUGGUUUGUAAAAGUAAUAAGUAAUAAACUUGUUUAUUACUAUAAAAAAAAAAAGUGAAGUCCUUGAAAUGAAUGUUUGCUGCAUCAUAUGUUUAAUAAACAUUAAGAGACAAAAUGGGAAAGUUACUAC
Molecule: messenger RNA, 6999 nt
Organism: Gadus chalcogrammus (walleye pollock)
Lineage: Eukaryota; Metazoa; Chordata; Actinopteri; Gadiformes; Gadidae
Product: DNA-binding protein RFX7-like
Exons: 9
Coding region: 318-4691 (1457 amino acids)
Biological process (GO): regulation of transcription by RNA polymerase II
Molecular function (GO): DNA-binding transcription factor activity, RNA polymerase II-specific; RNA polymerase II cis-regulatory region sequence-specific DNA binding
Source: RefSeq, a predicted model, not a curated record